Messenger RNA from Pieris macdunnoughi, 6174 nucleotides. The record is from the annotation of a GenBank genome assembly. NCBI's taxonomy places the organism in Eukaryota, Metazoa, Arthropoda, Insecta, Lepidoptera, Pieridae.
AUGGCAGACGUACCGAUCGAUUGUGAUUUUCCCGUCUGGGGUUUAUUGCCAAAAAAGGAAACGGGAAUAGUUUCUUUCUUGAACAAAUAUCCUAAUUACGAUGGGAAAGACACAGUUAUUGCAAUUUUUGACUCUGGUGUUGAUCCUGCAGCGUCGGGUCUUACGAUUACGAGUACAGGAAAAACAAAGGUAAUAGAGAGGUUUGAUUGUACUGGUUGUGGCGAUGUGGACACAAGCGCCGUGAUACGGAAGGUGGUUGAUGGUUGUAUCACCGGUAUAACCGGUCGCAAGUUAAAGAUACAAGAGUCAUGGAAAAAUCCAACUGGAGAAUGGAGGGUUGGAGUUCUCUACCCAUUCAGUUUGUAUCCUACAAAGGUAAAAGAAAGAAUUCAAGAACACAGAAAGGAGCAUCUUUGGGAUGUGGGACAUAAAACAGUUUUUGCUGAAGCAAACAAAAAGUUACAAGAGUUUGAGAGUGAAGUUGUGUCAAAGAAUUCUACACUAAGUGCAGAAGACAAGCUUAUAAAAGAAGAGUUAGAGGCAAAAAUAGAAGUGCUUCAAAGUGCUGACAAAAAGUAUAAUGACUUGGGACCAACUUAUGAUUGUGUACUGUUCCAUGAUGGCAAUGUCUGGAGAGCCUGUAUAGAUACAUCAGAAAUUGGGGAUCUGUCAUCAGGGCCCCUGUUGGGAGAGUACAGUCGAACCCAUGAGCACACACACCUCACACCAUUGGAUGAGAUGACAGUUACUAUCAAUGUUCAUGAUGAAGGAAACACCCUAGAAGUUGUUGGCAUGUGCUCUACUCAUGGAACACAUGUAGCAGCAAUUGCCUCUGGGUACUUUCCUGAAGAACCUGAUAGAAAUGGAGUAGCACCUGGAGCACAAAUUGUCUCACUUACAAUAGGAGAUAGUCGACUUGGUUCUAUGGAGACUGGAACAGCCUUGGUUAGAGCUUGUAUCAAAGUAAUGGAGCUAUGUAAGACGACUCAGAUAGAUGUCAUUAAUAUGAGUUAUGGAGAACACGCACAUUGGUCUAAUGCUGGCCGUAUUGGUGAUAUUAUAAGCUCAGUUGUUAAUCGUUAUGGUGUAUCAUGGGUGGUGUCCGGUGGUAAUCAUGGACCUGCGCUGGCGACAGUAGGUGCUCCACCAGACAUUGCUCACCCUGUUCUUAUUGGUGUGGGCGCGUACGUCUCACCGGAAAUGAUGAGCGCUGCGUACUCUAUGCGUGCACGGGUCCCACACGGCGCCUUCAGUUGGAGUUCCCGCGGACCCUGCCCAGAUGGCGCUGCCGGACUGGCGAUUUGCGCUCCAGGGGGUGCGGUCGCUUCUGUUGCGAGGUUUACUCUUCGCAACUCGCAACUAAUGAAUGGAACCUCAAUGGCCGCACCUCACGUCGCUGGAGCUGUCGCUGUAUUAAUGUCCGGACUGAAGGCUAAAGGGUUACCAUACUCGCCAUACUCUGUGAAGCGUGCUCUUGAAAAUUCAGCUACAUAUCUGAACCACGUGGAACCAUGGGCUCAAGGCUGUGGAUUGCUCAAUGUUGAAAAGGCGUUCGAGAUCCUAUCUCAAUAUCACGAACAGCCGGAGCGUGACGUCACGUUUAACAUAUCCUGCGGUGCCAAUACCAAAGGAAUUUUCCUAAGGCCGCGUCCCGAUGAACCGCCGAGAGAUGUCGCUAUCACAAUAGAACCACAUUUCUUACAUAGGGAUUCUGAGACCAAGGAAGCAGUGAUUCGCAGGCAGAUUCAGUUUGGUGUGCGAUUGGCGUUAUCAACUUGCGCCGAAUGGAUCUCUGCGCCUACGCAUUUAGAUCUCAUGAAUGCGCCAAGACUUCUGUCGGUGCGCGUGAAUACAGCGCAUUUACAGCCAGGGCCGCAUUUUGCAAGUAUAAACGCAUACGACGUCUCCUGUAUAGAAAAGGGCCCAGUGUUCCGUAUACCAGUGACAGUUCUGCAGCCGCAGCCGUUGCCCCCGAGCGCUGCAGCUCCGCAAUUAACGCACAGUAAUGUGGUGUUCAAGCCCGCGACUAUACGCCGACAUCUUGUUAUACCUCCCUUAGAAGCGACGUGGGGGGUGCUAAAAAUGUCUCUAGCUGGUAAUAACGGCGAAGUCAGCGGUCGUUUCCUCGUACAUUGUAUGCAAUUGGCGCCACAACGGAGUUGUCGAACGCACGAAACGCACAAAAUGCUGGCGAUCACUAGCGAAGCACCUACCUUAUUGCCAUUUCAACUUAUUGGAGGCGUAACUCUAGAAGUAGUAAUAGCGAAGUAUUGGGCGAACCUGGGCGACUUAUGUAUGGACUAUACGUUGGAGUUUCACGGACUCAAACCAGACUUUGGACCCCAGUUGACAUUAAGUGCGCACGCGCUAGGAAAUGUAGCGCUCGCUGCGUUACGUGCACAGGACGUCCAACCCGCCGCCCAGCUUAAACACUCGGAGCCCUUAUACAGGCCAACAGAUUCCAAAAUAAGUCCGCUGACUAGCAGAGAUGUGAUUCCACCAUCGAGGCAGAUCUAUCAGAUGAUUAACACAUACACCUUCCACAUCGCAAAAGCCACUGAGGUAGCGCCAAUCGUAUCUCUACUAUGCGAUAUGCUCUACGAGUCAGAGUUCGAGUCUCAAAUGUGGAUGCUUUACAAUUCUUCAAAGCAGUUGAUGGCUGUCGGCGAUGCGUAUCCCUCCAAGUAUUCAGUGAAGCUAGAAAAAGGUGAAUACACAGUUCGACUUAGCGUACGUCACGAGAACAAAUCUCUAUUGGAACGUCUACAGGAUGUUCCACUCGUUGUCCAGCAGAGACUAGCGCAGCCCAUCACCCUUGACGCCUAUUGCUCCCAGUCUAAUGCCCUAACGGGUGGUAAAAAGUUCACGACGGCUUCAUUAUCGAGUGGUAACUUGAUGCCACUCUACUUCACUCCUGUUCCUGCCGAUAAAAUAAGUCGUUCUAACCUAACCGUCGGUCAAACGUUAACGGGCACAGUUACGUUCGCUAAGGACGAACUCGGUCGUCGCGUUGACGUGUACCAAGUGCAGUACGUGCUCUGUGAGGCGCCUCGUCGUAGGGACAACCGCGAUAAAGAAAAGGACAAGACAAAGACUCACGAGGACUACUUGGAUGCUGUUAAAGAACUGUCUACCACUUGGCUGCCUAAACUUGAAGGCGACAAACUGGACCAAGUGUAUGAGGAGUUGGUAGAAAAGUUCCCCGGAUAUCUCGGCGCACACGUCGCUUAUCUUCAGGCUAUAGAUCCGCCCACAGAUUGCAAUAAGUUGCCAAGUUUGGGAGUACCAGAAGUGACGACAGCGUGGUGUGAGCAAUUGGUCAAUGUGGCGGAUAAAGUGGUUCGUGGGGUCGACCAAGAACAGUUAUUGGCCUAUUUGGGAAUACGGAACGAUUCAAGACCGGAAGCUGCUAAAAUUAAGCAGGAACAUGAGAAGCAGCGCGGAUACCUAAUAGAAGCUUUAUGUCGUAAGGGAACAGCUUUGUGUCGUCUUCACGCCUUAGCAUCUAGUGCCGCUGCCAGAGAUAAAAUCGCAGAUACGCUAAAGGACAAUAUGAGUGAGCUGCUCAAGUUCACUGACCUCACUGAUACUAAGGUGAUCCACUACGGCGUCUGGCACUGCUUUACCCUCAAACACUGGGGCCGAGCUAUCAAGUUACUUAACAAAAUGCUGGAAGAGAAACCAUCCCGUGAGGUUGAAGAGCGUCUCGUUGCUGCGCACACGCAGCUAGGCUGGUCCCAUCUCGCGGAAUACACGCAGCGUGCGAUUCCCACCAAGUCGUCGGAAAAUUAUCAAGAGUACAAAAAGAGACGUAAUCCAUCUUCAACAUGGAACUAUUUCCUUACUGCAACAGACAGAUCUAGUGCAAAGUGCAAAAUCUGUUCGAGGAUAGUAAGAACAAAUGGGGCUUCCACUAGCGGCUUGCAUGCUCAUUUAAAAACUCGACAUGGUAUCAAGGUAGAUUCUGUACAAAAACGGAAUAAUUAUUCUGAAAAUGAAACUACGAAAGCUUCUCACGAUGCUCCUCUAUUGAUCGUCAUGGCACAAGAUAAUAAUGGUUCUUACGAUGAUAAUGCAGGCAAAUCACCCAAAAAUAUAAACUUAGAAAGGUCCAGUUCGUCUUUUGAAGAGUAUUCAAGAUAUCAUAGCUCGUCCUCAUAUUUAUGGUGUCAUUUCUUAAGGUCUGCUGAUGCUCAAACUGCCAAGUGCAAAAUAUGUUCUAAAAUUCUUAAAACCAGCGGGGCAUCGACAAGCGGCUUGCACACCCACUUAAAGUCGAAGCAUAAAAUCAACAUUUUAAAAAGGCCAGAUAAAAGAAAUCAGAUAGCUCGAUUUAACGUGAAGAAAGAAAAGGUGGCAGAAAUACCAGUAUCUAUUGUGAAACAAGAAGCACAAACCUCCUACGAUGAAUCGGAACUUGAAACGCCUGUUUAUAAUGAUGAUGAUCUCGCCCAAGCAGUGGUCGAUGAAUCAUCGUACAAUUUAGAAAACUGUGAGCAAAAUGUAAAUACGCAUAUGAAAAUAAUUUCAAGAAUGGCAGCAUUAGAUGAGCUCCCUUUAAGUAGCUUUUGUGAUUCUAUAGAUUUAUGUAACCUCCUAUCGCAAUCUGGAUACGAAUUACCAUCAUCUAAUAUCGAAACAAUCAGUCUAAUACUUGAACAAAGUGACUUGGUCAAAAUUGAGAUAGCUAAUGAAUUGAAACAAUUUAAAUCAUUAGGUAUGAAGUUCUGCCUUAGUUUUGAAGAGUAUAUAACAUUAAAUAAUAGGACCUACGUAAGCAUUAACAUCUAUAAUGUAGAUUCUAAAUUUGGUUACCCAAAGAAUUUGGGAUUACUUAAAGUAAAAAGUGGCAUGGAUAGUGAUGACAUUAUAAAAAUGAUUAGUGACCGAUUGCUAGCAUUCGAUAUAAAUCUUAAUGAUGAUAUAAUUUCUUUCACCAAUUCGUUGUCUCAAAUGAGACUCGGAAUAUCUCUCGGGAUCGACAAUCAAUUUUGUUUAGCGCAGGCUGUUCAGUAUGGUGUACUGGAAGUUUUAUACAAAGAAGAAGAUUCACAAAUUUACCAAAAUACAGAAGACUCUUAUGAUAGUGACACUGAAUAUAAUACCAAGGAAUGUAGAAAUGCUUUCUUUGUUAAGUAUGCAGAAAUCUUAACAGAACCCCAAUUAAUUUACAAAGAAAUUAUUGAAAAAGUCAGAAAAUUAGUACAAUAUUACAAAAAUUCAGCAGCUAGAAAUGAAAUAUUACAAAAUAACGUAAGGAAGAAACAUGACAAAGAAAUACAUCUUAUUCUUGAUUGUAAAAAGAGUUGGAGUACAUUAUGCGAAAUGAUAUGCCGAUUUUUGAAAUUAAAAGACUGUAUACACGAAUCUCUAACAUAUUUGGAAAUGGAUUUGUUCAUUAAUGAUGAAGAAUUACAAAUCUUGAAUGAAAUUCAUGAAAGUCUUGUUGUCAUUAGAGCAACAAUAACAGUUUUGUGUAAACCAAGUGCAAAUUUAUUAACGGCUGAUACUGCCUUACGAUUUAUGAUCAGAAAACUGGAUGCUCAAAACAAUGCAAUAAGUCGUCAUUUCUCUACAGUACUUAGAAAGCACAUAAAACGAAGUAGAACAAUUACAUCGAGUAUACUACAAUAUUUACACCAUCGCCAUAUAUAUAACGAGUAUGCAGAAGAUGAUGCUUUUACAAAACCCACCUCGGAAGAAAUGGUGAACAAAAUUUUAACAUUACUUACGCGUAUAAAACCAUCAAUUGAAGAUAAGUUAAAUACAUUUGAUUACAAGUCAAAAACAACCGCUCGAAGAGUACUCGAUCCAUUAGAAUCAGAAGAUGAUGAAGAGACGUCAAUUGAAAGACAAUUAGAGAAUGAAAUAAAUAACACAUGCCACAGCGAGAUACCUAAACCCAAAGAAGUGCCACAGGAGUUGGAUCUGAAGAAAAUUAUCUUGGGAGAAAUAAGCAUUUAUGAAAGUACUGGAGGUACUCGGGGUUUGUACCUAACUAUGGCUUACGAUCUUUUGUUAUCUGUCAUGCCGGCGACAUCAGAAGCAGAACAUUUCUUUUUCUCUAGAAAAGAUGCGCAUAAGAGAUUGAGUUCUCACCCUGAGGCGUUGUUGAAUUCUUUAUUUCUUUUAAGGGAAUUCUUUAAAGAACAAAGAAGACUUGAAGAAUCAUAA